Messenger RNA from Papaver somniferum (opium poppy), 2556 nucleotides. RefSeq names its product threonine--tRNA ligase, mitochondrial 1-like. Lineage: Eukaryota; Viridiplantae; Streptophyta; Magnoliopsida; Ranunculales; Papaveraceae. Gene Ontology annotation, biological process: threonyl-tRNA aminoacylation. The record is from RefSeq and is a predicted model, not a curated record. Gene Ontology annotation, cellular component: cytoplasm; chloroplast; mitochondrion. Gene Ontology annotation, molecular function: ATP binding; threonine-tRNA ligase activity. The coding region runs from base 43 to 2250 and encodes 735 amino acids. The transcript is spliced from 20 exons.
GCACUGAAUAACUCCUUCACCCACCUUUGUUGUAUCCCUUUCAUGCUCUCUCUAUCUAGGGUUUUCAGAUUCCCGCUUUUACUAAUGAAACCAGCAGAUUCAUCAUCAUCUCUUCUGAAACCAAUUUCUUCAUUAGCAAUAGAUAAUAUGGGAGAUAAAACACCUGAAUCUAGUAAUGUUAGUGCGAACAAUAAGAAAUCAAAAGAUAAGUCAAACUCAAAUUCAGUAACUGUUCCUAAAGACCAAACUUAUCUCGAUUCCAUCACGGAAAAACGUAUCCAAUUUUUCGAUUCUAUUAAACUUCAACAAAUCAAAGAGCGUGAGCUCAUUGGUGGGGAAUCUAUCAAAAUAACGUUGCCGGAUGGGAAUGUUAAGGAAGGAAAAAAAUGGAUAUCAACGCCAUUUGAUAUUGCUAUGAUGAUACAUAAACAGUUGGCAUCGAAUGCAUUGAUAUCUAAAGUAAAUGGAAGCCUGUGGGAUAUGAAUAGACCUCUAGAAGAGGACUGUGAACUAAAGUUAUUUUCAUUUGACACUGAUGAAGGGAGGGAUACAUUUUGGCAUUCAAGUGCACAUAUUCUUGGAGAGGCACUUGAGAGGCAGUAUGGAUGCAAGCUGUGUAUUGGUCCAUGUACGACAAGAGGAGAGGGAUUCUACUAUGAUGCAUUUUAUGGCGAUCUUGGCUUGAAUGAGGAUCACUUUAAAAUCAUCGAGAAAGCAGCAGAGAAAGCUGUCGCGGAGAAACAACCAUUUGAGCGCAUUGAGGUUACAAGGCAGCAAGCCCUUGAAUUGUUUUCAGAAAACCAUUUCAAGGUUGAAAUCAUUAACGAAUUGCCAGAAGACAAGACAAUCACUGUUUAUAGAUGUGGACCCUUGGUUGAUUUAUGUCGUGGUCCUCAUAUACCAAACACAUCAUUUGUGAAGGCAAUUGCCUGUUUAAAGGCUUCCUCUGCUUAUUGGAGAGGAAAGAAGGACCGAGAAAGUUUGCAAAGAGUUUACGGGAUAUCAUAUCCAGAUAGAAAACUUCUGAAGGAAUAUCUUACUAAGCUGGAGGAAGCAAAGAAGUACGACCAUAGAUUGCUGGGAGCUAAACAAGAGCUUUUCUUUUGUCACCCUCUUAGCCCAGGAAGCUGGUUUUUCUUGCCUUAUGGAACUCGCAUAUACAACAAAUUAGUGGAUUUCAUAAAAGUCCAAUACAGGGAGAGGGGUUAUGAAGAGGUUGUAACACCAAAUAUGUAUAAUAUGCAACUCUGGGAAACUUCUGGUCAUGCUGCAAACUAUAAAGAGAACAUGUUUGUGUUUGAGAUUGAGAAACAGGAGUUUGGACUUAAGCCGAUGAAUUGUCCUGGUCACUGCUUGAUGUUUGAUCAUAGAGUUCGUUCUUAUAGAGAGUUACCUCUCCGGCUGGCGGAUUUUGGUGUUUUGCAUAGAAAUGAAGCUAGUGGGGCUCUGACUGGAUUGACACGUGUUAGGAGAUUCCAGCAGGAUGAUGCUCAUAUAUUCUGCAGGGAAUCCCAGAUAAAAGAUGAAGUCACGAGUGUCUUGGAAUUUAUAAGAUACGCAUAUGACGUUUUUGGGUUUACCUUUGAGCUAGAACUAUCAACGAGACCAGAGAAAUACCUAGGAGAAAUAGAGACCUGGGAUAAAGCUGAAGGUGCACUCACUGAAGCACUGAACGAGUUUGGUAGGCCAUGGAAGAUAAAUGAGGGAGAUGGUGCCUUUUAUGGACCCAAAAUAGAUAUUAGCGUAUUUGAUGCCUUAAAGAGGAAGUUCCAGUGUGCAACAUUACAGUUGGACUUUCAACUGCCAUCUAGAUUCAACCUGUCGUAUUCAGCGGAAGAUGAAGCUAAGAGAGAAAAGCCUGUUAUGAUACACAGGGCUAUCCUUGGAUCUGUUGAACGGAUGCUCGCUAUACUCCUGGAACAUUACAAAGGAAAAUGGCCUUUCUGGCUUAGUCCAAGACAAGCGAUUGUCUGCCCUAUAUCGGAAAAGUCGACUCCGUAUGCCCUAAAAUUGCAAGAUCAGAUCCACAAAGCUGGAUUUUAUGUCGACGUUGACAUUACUGAUAGAAAGAUCGACAAAAAGAUUCGAGAGGCGCAGUUGGCCCAAUACAACUAUAUGCUGGUGGUUGGCGAGGAAGAAGCCAAUAAUGGAACGGUGAGCCGACGAGUUAGAGACCACGCAGAUCGUUCAGUUAUGAGCGUUGAAGAGCUACUCACAUUCUUCAAGGAAGAGGCCGCAGCUUUUCGUUAAAAUGUCAUCACAACAAAACAUUUUUUUGGAUUAAACAGGAGAACCAGAUAGUGAUUAACGAAAAUGAGAAGCAAGUGUUUCUUGUUUGCUGGGAAUGAAUUGUCAGCGAUGGUUAAUUGGUUUCUCACGUAUGAAUUUAUGAUUGAUAAGCUCUGUAUAAGAAUCAUUUUUGAUAUGAAUCUAUGAUUGAUGAGCUCAAUCUAUCUGAAUCAUUUUUGAUAUGCUAGUGAUUUUGCAGGCUAUCUUAAGUUUGUUGUUUGAAAAUUCCACUCUAUAUUAGAAUCAAGCAAAACCUUUUUUUUUUUU